AUGCAAUAUUUCAAUCCUCUUACCCUCAGAACAGCAGAGAAUGUGUUCUCUGCUGGUGUUAGAGGUGGAACAUCUGUUGUUCCUCCUAUUUACCAAGGACAUCAAUCUAUGUCAGCUGAACAACUAAACAAGAAACUUGAAGACACAACUGCUGUUUGUACUAAGAAAACAGCCACAGAAGAAAAACUUGAUCUGAUACUAGAAGAUCAGAAAUCAAAAAAGCAAACAGAAGACAACACUGCAGCCCUCAACAAACUGCAAGAGUCAUCAGAAAACAGAGAGAGCUCAUCAGAAUUCAAGAAAGCUCUCAAAGAACUGCAAGAUAUCAAGAAACAGCUGGCUGAGGUUGCAACUGCAGGGGAAAGCUCAAGUUCAGGAAGAAUUCUUGAAGAAAUACAGUUCCUCAGAGUCAACAACAGCAGUAUGGCUGAGGCUUUUGAGAAGCUAAUGGUGGAAUUGACUGAACAGAAAAAUCAAGAAAACCUGGAGUUUCAGAGAAUGAAGAAACAAGAAGAAACAAAUACUCAAACUCUUGCUAAUGUUCAUUUGUUAGUAAAGAGGUUGCAGUAUAAUGUUGCCAGACUGUCAAAAGUUGAUCUUCAUGAACUGAAAGCCCCAAUUCCACAAGAAAAACAAGCUAGAGAGUCAGAAACUCCUCAACAACAACCAGAAACCAUUCAACAAGAUCAAACCAAACAAACAGAAACUCCAACAACUCAAAAACAGAAGCUGCCCAUGGGUCCUCCUCCUAAUAAACCAAAGUUACUGAUGGGUCCUCCACCAAACAUUCCAAAACCAGAUACUUCAAGGGUCCAACAUAAAGAACCUAUUCCAGUUCAGUCAUCUUUCACAGCUAUCACAGGAGAAACAGAAUUCAGCAUAAAGAUGGAUACAAAGGAGAAGAGAAGAAUGGAACAUGAACUAAAGGAGAAACGAGCUGUAAAAGAACAACAAGAAAUGAAGACUGAAAGUGUUGUUCAAAAUGAGAAAGUUGAAAGUGUUGCAGAGAAGAUUGAAGAUGCUGAGAAGGUGACUGAAACAGAGAAAGUGAUUGAAGUGGUGAAAACAAUCGAAGUUGAAAAGAUUGUUGAAGUCAUCGAGCCAUGUUUAAAGUGUCUUGAACCAUGCAAAGAAUGUGCAGCCAAAGACGAAAUGAUAGCUGAGUAA
Molecule: messenger RNA, 1167 nt
Organism: Helianthus annuus (common sunflower)
Lineage: Eukaryota; Viridiplantae; Streptophyta; Magnoliopsida; Asterales; Asteraceae
Product: arp2/3 complex-activating protein rickA-like
Exons: 3
Coding region: 1-1167 (388 amino acids)
Source: RefSeq, a predicted model, not a curated record